AUGUUUGUAGACGGCACUUCAAUCUACUCAGUCAAGGAGACCGAUAUUCAUGAUUUUUAUCACUUCCGGGAUGAGGUCUCAUUGGCUCGUCGAAAAUGCAGGAAAAUGAUACACGAAAGUUCUGAUGAAGGACCUGCAAUUCAUCGAGGCCUCGAAAAGGUGGAGAAAACAAGGCUUCUGAACACUCUCCGCCCAUAUCUGCAAACGUUCCCAACUUUUUUGAUGGUGCAGAACCCCUACCGCAUACAAGCAACAUAUCUCAGAAGAUAUCGGCAAAAUUCUGUUCGAAGGGCAAGUGUCCCUAUAUCUCACAUUUCUCAAGAAGUAUUUGAUCUUCUGGUGAUCAAGAAUUCUUGA
Molecule: messenger RNA, 357 nt
Organism: Cylicocyclus nassatus
Lineage: Eukaryota; Metazoa; Nematoda; Chromadorea; Rhabditida; Strongylidae
Source: the annotation of a GenBank genome assembly